Messenger RNA from Solenopsis invicta (red fire ant), 6239 nucleotides. RefSeq names its product homeobox protein prophet of Pit-1. The record is from RefSeq and is a predicted model, not a curated record. Gene Ontology annotation, molecular function: RNA polymerase II transcription regulatory region sequence-specific DNA binding; DNA-binding transcription factor activity, RNA polymerase II-specific. NCBI's taxonomy places the organism in Eukaryota, Metazoa, Arthropoda, Insecta, Hymenoptera, Formicidae. Bases 1 to 843 code for a protein of 280 amino acids. The transcript is spliced from 6 exons. Gene Ontology annotation, biological process: regulation of transcription by RNA polymerase II.
AUGGAUGAGCUCAGGCCGAAUCUGGGUCUGCUCGGCGUCGGCCUGGUCGAGAACGACAGCUUUCAUCUGAAUCACAAUCAGGAGAAGAGGAAGUGCAGUAGCGCCAGCUCGAAUGAGCAGGACUUCGGCCUGUACGGGGUGCAUCAGGGCCUCGAGGCGAGCCCGCCGACGCCCGCCGCGACGCCCGGUAGAAGCAGCGUCGGGGCCACCACUGUCGGAGCCGAGGGCGCUUUCAAGAAGUUAAAGCCCGACCCCUGCGCCUCCAGUCCUCACAUCGGUCACACACCUACCACGGCUAGCUGUCCAACACCCGCCCGACGGCGACACAGGACUACCUUCACUCAGGAGCAGCUGGCGGAAUUGGAAUCGGCGUUUGCAAAAUCUCAUUAUCCGGACAUAUACUGCAGGGAGGAAUUGGCGAGGACCACCAAAUUGAACGAGGCCAGAAUUCAGGUUUGGUUCCAGAACAGAAGAGCGAAAUACCGGAAGCAGGAGAAGCAGCUGCAGAAAGCUCUGACACCAAUUCCCGCCUGCCAAGGUGCCAUGAUGAGGAAUAUCUAUCCUGGUGCUAGCAGAGGUUAUCAACCCUACCCCCAUCCUCACAACAGCAUAAAUGGCAUAAAUCGUUAUCCCCAGAUGGGCACGACGUCUUACCCGAGCAUGACCCAGCCGUUCUCCAUGUCGCAUUCAGCGUCGAAUAUGUCGGCCGUCACCGGCAUGCGACAAGAUGCAAUGGGAAUGUCGGCGGAGGACGAGUGGUACAACAAGAGCAUCUCGGCUCUGAGAAUGAACACAGCCCACCACCCGAAUCUGGCCGCGCCGAUGUUACAGUACCAGACAUAAUUGUAAACGGAGGCGAGAGGGCGACUCGAGGAUCUCGUCAGGAAUCCGAUGGCGUACCUAUGAUCGAGCCGAUCGGUGGAAGGAAAAACGGGAGCUGAGUGACGAACUCGACGAGGCCCGAUCGACGUUUUGCCGUUUCGCAGAAGGACGAAGAUGCAAGAGGAGAAAAAGUGAGAGGAAGGAAAGCAGAACCGUGGAUCGAUUUGCGUUAUCGCUAAUCGCCUCACGCGGCCGCGUCGACACCCCGAUUUUGCGACGCGUCCUCGAAUCUCGCUUGCGACAAGCAAGCAAGCAAGCAAGCAAAGAAGCAAGCGCUCGAUUCGCAACGGCAUACGCGAGGCACACACACAAACACACGCGCGCGCGCGGAAAAAGCUCUCAACCCGACCAUGUUCUCGCGUUCCGUCGUCGGAGGACAGGCCGAAUAUUAGAUCGAGCACGACACAGUUGAAGAUUAAAGCGCGAUGACGAAAUGGCGGGGCCGUUUAUCUCGAGCGUUUAUUCGGAACAUAAAUUUCAAAAGUUCAACGUCGCGCGCAACAUCGUUGCAGAAUAUCAAUUGGCACACCUAGAUCCUCGCCUGCGACUUCUCGCGUAAUUUCCGCGACUUAGGAUACAUUACGAUCGACACAAGGAUUGUCUCCGGCAUCGGGUAUCUUCCUCUCUUGACUGGAAAAUCUUCUCGCGAGACAUUUGUGAAGUAGAUCCUUUAUUCAAAAAAAAGGAUCAAAACAGUAUUUUGUCAAAGUGAAAUCCAUUAGUGAAAGAAGAAAUUCUGAUGUACGGGUAAAAAGCUUCAAUAAUAGGACAUUCCACAUCAAAGUGAACCAUCCAUUUUGAAAAAUGUUUGGGAUUUUGAUCAAGCUUACGGAUAUUGAAGGAUAUAAUUUGAGGAUAUAAUCUUUCGUGCACAGUCUUAUUCAUAGUCGAUAUUCAUAGUCGCAAAUAAUUUUCGAUCUUUGAUCGAAAGAAAAUCAUGAAUAAAUGUAUAAACAAAUCUAUAAUUAACUACGCUUUUAAUCAAAAAUUAAAAAUGAUUUACAACUGUACAAUGAAUAUGGCGUUAGACCGACAUUCAUGGUCAAUUAUUUGAUAAAUCGCAGUUUCAGUAAAACUUUAAUUAUUUAUCAAUCCAUAUUUAAUUUUAACAAAGUUUUCAUAUUCCUCAAAUUUUUUUUAUUCAUAAAAUUAAUUUAUGAAUUACUUAUUAUUUAAAACACAGAUCUGUGAAGUAUUAAUCCACAGAGUUGGAUAAUCUAUGAAUAUUAAUCUGUAAUUAAUUACGCUUUUAAUCAAAGAUUGAAAAUUAUUUACAACUAUGAAUACCGGCCUUAGAUUUUUUAUCCAACUGGUUAAGUAGCAAGGAGGACUAAGCUUUAUCAUUCAAUUAAUUUUCUCUAACUUUUUCGGGUGGAAUUAGUAAACUUAAUACUAUUUCCUAUAGAAAAAAAAUCUGUUUUUUCACGAUUCAAUUUUUAGUAACUCUCCAUUAUAAAUCUUGUUCAAGUGUUUGAAAUCUUUGAAAUUGCGCCAUAACUAAGAGCCAGUAUCAAUCUUCAUCCUGAAUCGCUUAAAUUAAAAUACUAUACGUCUAUCUUUAAUCGUGCAAAGCGCUUAUUAUAAUUCUGAUCAUACUUGAUAUUUUUUUUGUAAAUCCUACGCUCCUUUUUUCUUCCGUUUUCUCGAUCUAAUAACUUUGUUCUGGAAAGCAUGGCAAAAAUAUUGGCCAUUGGCUGCAGCAUAAUUUCAAACAGGAUUGAUAACGAAGAGUUACUCAAAAUUAAAUAUCAUCAUUCGUCACGUGAUGCACUUAUUUCAUUAACUUCAUUUUUCACUUGAAAAAAAUUGAGGAAGACAAAUGAACGACAAAUUGCAAAAAUUAUUCUCCUUGCGACUACCUAACCAACUGGACCAAGAGUCUAAGAUUUUGCACGAAAGAUUAUAUCCUCAAAUUCGUACCAAUCAGUCUUACAAUUAGUAAGAUUGAUUAAAAUCCAAAAUACCCAUUUUUCAAAAUGGGUGACUCACUUUUUGCCCUUAAUGGAACGAUUUUAACUCUUUUAUCCUUUCUUUAAAUUAAUUUUAAUUAAAUUAAACUUUAAUGAAGUUUAAUUUUGCUGUUCGACAACUGUUAUUUCGUGAAAUAACUCAUAAACCAAAGAGAGCCUCUCGUAAACAAAGGUUACGUUGAAUCAACGAAAGCUACUUUAACGUAACGCAGGAGGGAAGCGACUUAGAAUUUUGCCGUGUGAGAGUUCAUAUUUCUCAAUUAUAUCUUCUUUCUUAUCACGUGCGGGAGAAAAUGCGUGAUGCCCGAGACUUCCUCUGCAUGUCGGACAGUGAAGCUAUCCCGCGAUUACAGCGUGUACAGAAACGUAGAGCCGCGAGAUCGUCGUGUAUUUUCUACGUGUAGAAAAUUUUGUUUCCCCGCGACAUUGGUUCCUCGCGUUCGAGAGACGCGUCGCAUUGCAACAUAACGCACUCGUGCGCGCAGCAUUCCGUUAAAUCUCUUAACAACGAUACGUGCCACACCUUCGUUAAUCGGCGAGAGAGAGAGAGAGAGAGAGAGAGAGAGAGAGAGAGAGAGAGAGAGAGAGAGAGAGAGAGAAGGAGAGAAAGGAGAAAGAGAGGGCGGGGCGAGGGACGGUACUGUACAUAAGUGGGCGAAAGAGAAGAGAUAUAGAUACAUAAUAUAGAGAUUGCGUAAUCGGCAGAUACUCUAGCAUAUGCGAUUUUUCAAUGUCCUUUUAAAAGUGUAAGCAUACCCUUAGUGAAUGAUAUUAGGCAUUGAUUUGUGUGCUUAUGUUGACCACGAUUUUGGAUAAUCAGGGGGUGGCCGGAGGGAGACGCGCGUUGGAGGGUGAACGGUGAUAUCUGACAGUGUUUUGCGUUCGAAAUUUGAGGGGCGCCAGGGUUUUCCCCGUCGCGACGAGCGAGCGGAUCGCCGAAGCUCGACCCCUUUCGCGCGGAUCAGACGUCACGUCGUCAUCGUCGCACGCAAAUCGACGCGGCGUGCGCGCCGUGACAGCUUUAUAAAAGAAAUGACGGAAAAAGAAAAAAAAAAACAAAACGACGAUCUUGCGUUUCAUGCAAGUAUACGUGUCCGAUCUUCACAGAGCGUCACACGUGAGGGGCACCGGCUGAAGCUAAUAGAAAAAUGAUCGACGAUACGCGACAUCGGGAUGAGCAGAACACACAGAAGUCACAAUGAUAAAAAGUAUCCACUCGCUUGUUAUCGACGACAUAAUGAUGUCGUAACAUUUAUUGACUUCCCGGCAAACGAAAAUAAAUUCAAAUGAAUUGAAAAUUGCAAUUUAUUUUAAUUUAUCCGAGCUCGCGCUUUCAGAGUUUCAGAGUAUUUUUGGAUCCAAAUGGACUACUCAAAUGGAUUGAAAUACGAAAUGAGUUAUUCAUCAUGUUGAAUUCGGAUGUAUUCAUAUCCAUGUUAUAUUAUUUUAGGAUUCAGAAGGAUUUGAAAAAUCUGAAGCGCAAAUUCGAAAAUGUCGAAAUGAAUUGCGUUUCUAUCCACUUCAAUUCAUUUUCGUUUGCCGGGUGUGUUCUACUUGAAGCGUUGGCGACACGGCAUCCUUCAUACUUUUUAGAUUCCUGUCACCUUUUAGGGCGGGCGUGCGACGUGCGCAUGAGCGUGUCGAUCGGCAAGACAUUCGGAAUUGUCCGACAGAAUUUCUGCCGGACGGCUUAUGUAGAUUUGUGUGCGACGGCAUUGCGCGCUGAUUUCACACCGAGAAAAUAUCCCAGGCCCACAAACGACAGAUUGCAAGGGCGAACUCGUUACGGGCGAAGAGACGAGAUCUCGAACUUCGCUCACCAUUGCUUUUUCGCGAGUACCGAUCUCACGUGUCGAGAGGUGGUGGUGGUGCAUCGGCAUCGCGAUGAUUCUUCGAGAGAGAAUCUUGGACGAGAGAAGGCAAAGAGUAAAUUUUAUCGCGUCGCAAGAUGAAAAAUGUCUCGUCGAAAACGAUCAGACAAUUGACAAACGCCCAAGUAGUACGGUGAGUCGCAAUAACAUCAAAAUGAGAUUAAGAUGAAUCGUGAUUGAUCGAAGAGUGACUUUCAACAAUCAUUCUGGAUGCAUUUUGACGUCAUUUUGGUGUCACGCUGACUGUUCGUUCGACUCGGGCGCAGACGGGCCCACGAUCACGGGGAUAUCGCGGAGCCACCAGAGUUUUAACGAGAAAGAUGGGGGUCGCACUCUAUCUCAUCAAUAUCCCAGGAUUAAAUAUGUAAUUAUCGCUAACAGAUCGUAUCGUGUAACAAUGUUGUCCUCGUAAUAGUCGAACCGAUUGCAUCGACAGGCGAAUGAUUUCAGGCCGAAACGACUGCCAUCGCGGAAGCGCGGCACGGCCAGGCGACUGUGUAUUAUUGACGAGCUAAUUUGCGAGUGCCACGCAAACGAUGAAAAUCGGAUUGUCGAUGAGACGGUCGCCGAACGUAUAUUAUUCACUCUGUUGCCGCAAGCCGGUUAAUUAUUGCGAUCGUUCGUCGUCCGGAUGCUUUCCCGUGUAAAAGCAGAAUCGGAGCUUCCGUCGCUUGCGUAACCGUUUGCCCUUCGAGCUUCGACAAAAUUCUCCAUUAAUUUUAUAAUCUAAUAAUAUUAUCACGAGUGCAUGCGAUGGAUUUUAUAUGGUUCUUUGAAAAAAAAAAGAAGAAAAAGAGAAGCUACCGAGCGAAGCCAUCAUUCCGUUAAAGUUCCAUUUGAUUUUAAGAAGUAUAUCUCACAAACGCGUGCGAACUUUUACGUGUAGGAAAUUUUUUUUCGUAAUAAAUACAGACUACUCAUUUCAGUAUCGCAAAUAGUUAGAAGAUAGUUCCUCGGAGAGGGGUUCUGCGGCGGACUCGCGCGGAGCGCAAACGGUUAAUUAACGCGCGACUCGCGACUUCUCCCUGGCGCCUUUCAGUCAUAAAUAUUCGGAGUCUGUCCAGUCAACAAUCGUCUAUAUUGGUGUCAUUUUUCGAUAACUGUCUAAUCAAUAUAUCGACUCGAGGAUGAAGCUGCAGACGACUGCGCAUUGUUUUCGUGUAGUUUCGCUGCGACCUUAUUAUUACCGCUCGCGGCAUUCCACGAGAAAUGUUCCUAAAAAAAAGUUUGUAACAUAUCGUACACGGUCCACUUAUACGUGCACGGAUACACACACACACAUGCGCACACAAACACACACACACACACAUGAGGUAUACACGCAACACACACGAAGCGUGCGUGGGCGCGCACACGUCCGACACGCGAAAUUACACGCGUCACGUUGUGUCGAGAGGGCAAGAUUAAAAAUUAAGUGGAAAUGCAUACCGGACGAGCGUAACAUAGUUUUAAGCAAGGGUCACGUAUUGUACGUAUGUGUUGUACAUAGCCUAAAUAAAAAUUACAUUUAAAAUUA